Molecule: messenger RNA, 1212 nt
Organism: Nestor notabilis (Kea)
Lineage: Eukaryota; Metazoa; Chordata; Aves; Psittaciformes; Psittacidae
Gene: HMBS
Product: hydroxymethylbilane synthase
Exons: 12
Coding region: 1-1044 (347 amino acids)
Biological process (GO): heme biosynthetic process
Cellular component (GO): cytoplasm
Molecular function (GO): hydroxymethylbilane synthase activity
Source: RefSeq, a predicted model, not a curated record
AUGAUGUGGUCUUUGUUUAGGGCUUUGCUUUCUGCUUCGUUGCAGCUGGCCCGGAUUCAGACUGACAGCAUAGUCAAGAUGCUCCGUGAGCUGUACCCCGAGCUCCACUUUGAGAUUGUUGCCAUGUCAACUACUGGAGACAAGAUCCUGGAUACAGCACUUUCCAAGAUCGGGGAGAAGAGUCUCUUCACCAAAGAGCUGGAAAAUGCACUUGAAAGAAAUGAAGUUGACCUCGUGGUUCACUCCUUAAAGGACCUGCCAACUUCUCUUCCUCCUGGCUUUACCAUCGGUGCUGUCUGCAAAAGGGAAAACCCACUUGAUGCCGUUGUCUUUCAUCCCAAAAACUCUGGGAAAACACUGAGCCUCCUUCCUGAAAAGAGUGUGAUUGGAACCAGUUCACUUCGCAGAGCAGCUCAGCUCAAAAAGAAGUUCCCUCAGUUAGAAUUCAGGGAUAUUAGAGGGAAUUUAAAUACCCGCUUAAAGAAGCUAGAUGAGAAGGAGGACUUCAGUGCCAUCAUCCUGGCUGCUGCUGGCCUGAAGAGAAUGGGCUGGGAGAAUCGCAUUGGUCAGCUCCUAAACCCUGAAGAUUGUCUGUAUGCUGUUGGACAGGGCGCCUUAGCAGUGGAAGUUCGUGCCAAAGACCAAGAGAUCCUGGAUAUGGUGUCUGUCCUGCACGAUGCAGACACUGUGUUAUGCUGCAUUGCUGAGAGAGCCUUUAUGAAACGUUUGGAGGGUGGAUGUAGCGUCCCUGUCGCCGUCAGCACGAUGUUGAAAGAUGGCCAGCUGUAUUUGACAGGAGCCGUCUACAGUUUGGAUGGAUCCGAUAGCCUGAAGGAGACUAUGCAGACCAGUGUUAGGUAUCCCCAACAGCAUGAAGAUGGACCAAAUGAUGACGUGCAGCAUGUUGGCAUCACAGCCAAGAACGUCCCUGGUCAGGCCCUGGAAGCUGCAGAGAACCUCGGUGUUGAACUAGCUAGUUUACUUCUGAGCAAGGGAGCGAAACAUAUCCUUAGUGUGGCAAGGCAGCUCAACGAUGCCCACUAAACCUGUGGUGUGCCCUGCACAAUUGCCACAACUCUGGCAAGUCUUGGCAGCUAUGCUGUCCUCCUCCUUUGGAGGAAGGGAUUUCUUCAAAUGCUCGCACUGGUCUCAUCUGACAUGUGGGCACAAAAGCUUGAAAUACCAAGUUAACUGAAAUCUUUUAUGCUGUUC